AUGUCGUUUCCAGAUGGUGUCCGUCGUGAUCAGACCAAAGAGGGAUCUGCCACCAUGGACGACGCUCCGGCAUUCCCGGCACUAAACUCAGCACAACGUCUGUCUUCUUCUGCAUCUUCUUCUCUGGCGCCACCAAGUAACAUGGUCGCACCCGGCCGUCUCCCGCCACCAACCUCCUCCUUGGGUCCUCCUCGUCUCGCAGUCCCAGCAAGACUUCCAGGAGGCCUAACACCGCCUCCAACAACAACCGUCAUACCCGCAAAACCACGACAGAAAGUCGUCCUCACACCCGGGCAUUCUCCACUCGACUGGGCCCGUCUAACAUUGUCAGGCCAAAACUUGCGAGGCGUGACGAGUUUCCAGAAAGUCACGCCUUCAGAGUUGAAGAAGCACAGAAGAAAAGACGAUGCGUGGAUGGCACUGAAUGGGAAGGUGUAUAACGUUACUGCGUACUUGCCGUUUCAUCCUGGUGGUGAACAGGAGGUGAUGCGUGCUGCCGGAAGGGAUGGGACGAAACUAUACAUGAACACGCAUGCAUGGGUAAAUUACGACAACCUGCUAAAGGAGUGUUUGGUUGGGUUUAUGGUGCCUGAACCGGAGGAUAGCGAUGACGAAUAGACGCGAGAUAUCUGGAAUCAGCAUGGGUCAGCAUUCGGGAGGAAGAACGAGACGGCAUACGGGUACUUGAUGCUUUGCACACUGGAG
Molecule: messenger RNA, 705 nt
Organism: Saitoella complicata NRRL Y-17804
Lineage: Eukaryota; Fungi; Ascomycota; Saitoellomycetes; Saitoellales; Saitoellaceae
Product: cytochrome b5
Exons: 2
Coding region: 1-618 (205 amino acids)
Molecular function (GO): heme binding
Source: RefSeq, a predicted model, not a curated record